GCAAAGGAGUCGAGUGGCGCCCGGAUGGAAUGAUGCAGAAAAGAUAAUUACUCUACCACCUGAAGUAUACCAAGCAUACACGGAAGCACAUCCAGCGGCAAUACCUUAUAUUAAUAGGCCAUUGAAGAACUAUGAUGGAUUAUGCAUCAUUUGUGGAGACGAUAGCGCUACUGGAACAUAUGCGACCUCUAUGUUUGGGAAUAUCGAGGAGGGUUUACAUGAGGAAGAAGAUUUAGAGUUAGAAGAUCACACAAAUGAUAUACCUACAAACAAUGAAGAUAAUGGUAACGGUAGCCCGGCUACUACUGCUGUUAGACCUCAACGGCCACCAAGAAGAGGUAAUGGUAAUGUACAAGUUGAUGGAAAUUCUAUGACAGACUUGAUAAGUGCAGUUAAUAGGAUGGUUGGAGCAAUUGAAAACCCUUCACCCAUGACAACAUUGAUCUACAAGCGGGUGCAUGAAGUCGAUGGAUUUGACUCUAAUAUAUUAGACGUUGUGUUUGAAUACCUUGAUGAUAAUGAAAGACAAGGUAGGAAGUUCAUAGAAAAAACAUUGGACAUGAGAAAAGCUUGGAUUGAGAGGUUUGUGAGUUCCCACAUGGCUUGAUAUUAUGUGGAGAGGACCAUAUAUUUUGUGUUAGACUAUUUGUAUUUUCUUUGUCAUGGAUUGUUGGAUGUUGUUCCUAAUGUUGUAGACUUUUUUUUAUGGAUGUUGUUUCUUUGUGUUAGACUAUUUGUGUUACCCUAUUCGUAUUUUCUAAUGUUGAAGAC
Messenger RNA from Dioscorea cayenensis subsp. rotundata (Guinea yam), 771 nucleotides. RefSeq lists its product as uncharacterized. The coding region runs from base 191 to 607 and encodes 138 amino acids. The record is from RefSeq and is a predicted model, not a curated record. The transcript is spliced from 2 exons. NCBI's taxonomy places the organism in Eukaryota, Viridiplantae, Streptophyta, Magnoliopsida, Dioscoreales, Dioscoreaceae.